UCAUUAUGAAAUUGAAUUGCCCCAUAAUUAAUUUUAAUAGAGAAAUGUGUAAAACUAAAAAAAUUUCAACUAAAAUAUUUAGCAUUACGAAGACUGAGCAACAGAAACAAUGUCUGGUGUUGGAAAAUGCUUGCUAGUGACAGGUCCUCCUGGUGUGGGAAAAAGUACUCUUAUUAUGAGAGUCUUCGAUACCCUCAAAGCCUCAAAUCCCACCCUCAAGGUUCAGGGUUUCUAUACUCGUGAAGUUAGACUCGCAGGUGAGAGAGUUGGUUUUGAAGUUGUCACUCUGGAUGGUCGCACAUGCCCACUUGCUUCUUCCAACUUUUCAAGCCAAGAGUCUCACAGAUGGCCUAAUGUUGGGAAGUAUAAAGUUGAUGUAGCAUCUUUCGAGUCACUGGCGCUGCCUGAGUUGCAGGUUAGAGAAGACACUGAUCUUUUCAUCAUUGACGAAGUUGGUAAGAUGGAGUUAUACAGUUCAUCAUUCUUCCCUGCAGUUCUAAAAGUUUUGGAGUCAAAUAUCCCAAUUUUGGCUUCCAUUCCAGUUCCAAAAUUUGGCAGAGAUAUACCUGCAGUUGCAACAUUGAGGAAUCAUGCAGGAGCAACUUUGUUUACAUUGAGUGUUAGUAACAGAAACGCUGUUCGAGAACAGAUACACUCGCUUCUGGAAGAUCUGUUGAUAAAGCACUAGUUGUUGCAAAGUUUGUCUUCUGAACUCAUGCUAUGUGGAGUUUUCUUUAAGUUCUAAAUGCAUUGUAAUAGGGAUCACCAUCUGUCAAAACCAUUGGCUAAUAAUACUUCAGACUCCAGUUAAUGAAAUAAAAGGAGAAAAUCUCAAUGCAA
Vicia villosa (hairy vetch) is the source of this 840-nucleotide messenger RNA. RefSeq lists its product as uncharacterized. Lineage: Eukaryota; Viridiplantae; Streptophyta; Magnoliopsida; Fabales; Fabaceae. The transcript has 6 exons. Gene Ontology annotation, molecular function: ATP hydrolysis activity. Bases 110 to 688 code for a protein of 192 amino acids. The record is from RefSeq and is a predicted model, not a curated record.